AUGAAUACGAUCAAUGACUCUUUUAUUAAGACUUCCAAAGUUAAUUGCAAUUUCAUCUAUAAACGUUGUCGAGUGGCCACGGAUUUUAGUAAGUCUAAACAUUUCCUUCAUUUCUCCGGAUUGUGUAAAGAAUGUGGUGCUAAAUUGAUUGGAUGGGCAGAUAACAAGCCAGACGAAGCUAUGCCAUUAAAUGUUAGCAUAGUUAUAGAAAAUAUGGACAUUACACUUACGCAUACAUCUAAAAGACCGUUGAAUGGUGAGAAGCUUCAUGAUAUAGGAAAAGAGCUAUUACAUGUAUUACAUGACUGUGCGAGCAACUGGAGAAGAAAUGCCACUAAUGCAUUCAAAAUGUAUUAA
This is a messenger RNA of Macrosiphum euphorbiae (potato aphid), 357 nucleotides long. NCBI's taxonomy places the organism in Eukaryota, Metazoa, Arthropoda, Insecta, Hemiptera, Aphididae. The record is from the annotation of a GenBank genome assembly.